Messenger RNA from Durotheca rogersii, 1743 nucleotides. RefSeq lists its product as uncharacterized. The transcript is spliced from 4 exons. Bases 382 to 1398 code for a protein of 338 amino acids. The record is from RefSeq and is a predicted model, not a curated record. Lineage: Eukaryota; Fungi; Ascomycota; Sordariomycetes; Xylariales; Xylariaceae.
CCUCUAUUAUGGUGCGGAGUGCUCGAUCGGCUUCUGGGGAUCCCGUGUGUGUUCUUAAUGCCAAACGGCGGCGGAGUUAGCCCAGCCGAUCCGUUGAUUCGCUCGUCCAACUCGGUCGCUUGCCCGCGAGUCUGCCUAGGCGUCCAUAUACCUGCUCUGCGUCGAUUAGUUCGUUUCUAUUCGUCUCCCAUUGCCUCCCCUCCCCCCUUCCGCAUUCGGGUGGUCUGUCCACGAACCUCACCUCCAACAAUAACACAUCUCUUGAGAAUAGCGUUGCAUCCACAUAAUUAUAGCAUUAACAGUGUAUUGUUCCCUCUCUGUCCAUAAUAUUAUUCGUUGCGGCCUGUGCCGGCGCCUCGAUGAGCAUUGAGCUCGGUCGACAUGGCUGACGAAGCGCCACCGGACGAUACCGGCGGUCACGUUGAUAAACCCAACUGUUUCGACGCUGCCCUUUCUCAUUUUGCCUCGUCAUUUGUCAAAAAUGAACUGCAGCAGCUAACACGCAAGAGCGACGACACAUUGGCACGCUGCCAUGUUCCCAAGCUACGCCGUCUUCUGAGAGAAGUUGAUAGGGAGCGCCAGGCUUUCGAGGAAAACAAGGAAAGGCUAAUCCGAGAUCUACGACAAAAACUAGAACUGCUUCAGGUCGAUUCUGACACCAUUGACGCUGCCGUCGCCGAGUUGAACCCCGUCGCUCCCAAGUACCUAGGUAUUAUUCCUAGCGCCUCGACGUUGACGAUACGUCCCCCGACACCUGUCGUGUCGCCGGUCCGAGACAACUAUUUCAGCACCGUCCUGGCUGCGGACCAUUCGUCAAAUACCCCUUUACCGGCUUUGCGGGACCCAGACCGGGGCCGUUCUCGGUCUACGAACGACCUCUGUUCGGGUUCGACGAAUAUCAACGUAUCUCCUACCAUAGGCCCUCGUAUCGAUGACCAGGCGCAGAACCAGGUCUUGUCCGAAAGCUCCUCCGUAGCUAGCCAGGCUCAGAAGCGGUCCGGUACAGAGACUAGAGACAGCGACGACCGUGGGCUAAAGCGGCGAAAGGCAGACGGUGCCAAGGGUACGCCUCCGCGGGCCAAGUCCGACAUCUUCCGUAAAAUCGCAUUUCCAAACUUGGAGACCGGGGAGCGUAUCUUCCGCCACUCUGAGCGCCCGGGGCUUUAUUUCGUUAUUCGAUGUAACCGACCCAACUGCACCGUCGGAUUCUUCACGGAACCGCCCCUAGUAUACAAUCGGGCGUUGAAGCACUUUCAGAACCACGGCGAGAAGGGACCAGACGGCGAGGAACUCACGAAUGAGUAUAUUUUCGAAAAUUUCGCAUGCCAGAUUGAGGGUGCUAGUUUGGUGAGCAAGUACUGGAUGAAAGAACAUCUCGGACCAUCGCCACACACGUGAAAGUCGAGAUCAAGGACGGCUCAGUCCGAUGGCAUCAACGCACGCAAACGACCAGAUGCAGAAGAUAAAACCUAUAUGCCAUCUAGUAGAAGGCAGCCUCGCGACGUGCCUAACACGUCGGACGAUGAUGAAUCGGAGACGGAGAAACCGCGUCGUACACCUCGGAGUGUAGCGCGUCCGGAUUACGCAGAACUGGUUGCCGGCAAAGACCCUUGGAAUUCGGAUCAUGAUGGCGACGUGCGUCACACACCCUCUGCAUGCAUUCUGCCACGAGGUCUACCGCUAAUAUCGCCGCAGAAGGUCGACCCCCGUACCCCGAAAGGAUCCAGGGCACACAAUACCAAU